This is a messenger RNA of Thunnus maccoyii (southern bluefin tuna), 1859 nucleotides long. RefSeq names its product mitochondrial methionyl-tRNA formyltransferase (gene mtfmt). The record is from RefSeq and is a predicted model, not a curated record. Gene Ontology annotation, cellular component: mitochondrion. Lineage: Eukaryota; Metazoa; Chordata; Actinopteri; Scombriformes; Scombridae. Bases 188 to 1303 code for a protein of 371 amino acids. The transcript is spliced from 10 exons. Gene Ontology annotation, biological process: conversion of methionyl-tRNA to N-formyl-methionyl-tRNA; biosynthetic process. Gene Ontology annotation, molecular function: methionyl-tRNA formyltransferase activity.
ACGUCAGGAAGAAGGGACGGAAGUGCAAUUGUACACAUGGCGGCCUCCACAGCAGUGUCACUGUCAGUCGGUUUGGAGCAUGGAUGUAUGUAGGAAGGGUUAUAAUACGUCAAAUUCCCUAGAAUUGGUAUGUUCAUACAUUCAGGGUAAAUCUACGUCAUCGCAGAUAUUUCGGUAGUCAGCACUGAUGCGGUGGACGCGCGGCGGACGCGCGGUCGGUAUGCUGACAGCCUGCAGGAGCGUCCUUCGCCGCCUGCAGCACUGCCAGCCGCUUGCGGUAUGGAGGCGGCACCUGUCCUCCGGACCCCCCUGGAGGCUCCUGUUCUUUGGCUCUGAUGAGUUCGCUGUGGAGUCUCUAAAACUCCUCACAUCCAACAGGAGCUCCUGUGGAGGGAUAGUGGAGUCCCUUGAAGUUGUUACUUUGUCUGGUGACAUCCCAGUGAAGAGGUUCGCUCAACAGAACCACCUACCGCUCCACACCUGGCCUCUUGGUGAUCUGCAUGGACAGUUUGAUGUUGGGGUGGUGGUGUCUUUUGGCUGUUUACUCCAUGAGAGACUAAUCAACAAGUUUCCAUACGGGAUCUUGAAUGUUCACCCCAGCCUGCUGCCGAGGUGGCGAGGUCCAGCGCCUGUCUUCCACACCGUCAUGCAUGGUGAUACUGUGACAGGAGUCACCAUCAUGCAGAUCCGUCCUCACAGGUUCGAUGUGGGCCCUGUUCUUGCACAGGAGCUCCAUCCUGUCCCUGAGAGAUGUACUGCUGAUGAGCUUGGAGCUGCUCUAGCCACUAAGGGAGCACAUCUACUGAUUGACACGUUGAGGACACUGUCAGAGAGAAUGGCAAAUAAAAUGGAGCAAAGUCAGACAGGUGCAACUUUUGCCCCGAAAAUCCAUCCAUCCAUGAGCUGGAUGGUGUGGGAGGAACAGACUUGUGACCAAAUCGAUCGUUUAUAUCGUGCCAUUGGAUCCAGGAUACCUUUGAGAACCAUAUGGAUGGGCAGCACAAUAAAGCUUCUUGAUUUUGUAGGAAAAUGUCACAUUUCAUUAUCAGAUCAAAGGAGGAAACCAGUUCCUGGCUCAGUGAGCUAUCAGAAGGAGUCCAACACCCUGGCUGUGUUGUGUAAGGACGGCUGGGUGGGCUUCAAGGCAGUGCUUCUGAAAAAAAGGCUGACAGCAGCUGACUUCUAUAAUGGCUACUUGCACCAGACACUGAAGAAGGUGACGCCCCAUCAGACAACUGAAUGCCUGUUUGUCAGUAGAAAAGGAGUAACGGAAGCUGAUCAGAUGAGAGAGAACUCAAGAUAGUUCAUUUAUUACUCUUGUCUGCAUGUAAAAUUUGAUUCACCAGUUAUCUGGAAUGUAGUGCCAUUGCAGCUGGAGCGUCUGCUUGGAUGGAUUAUAAGGACCACGGGCCCUGGACACAAACUCGCCAUGAGCCCCUAACUACACUCGACCAGCGUGUGAACCCCCUGUGCACAGUAGCACAGGGCAGCCCAGUCACACCGCAUGUGUCUCUUUGAAAUGAUGUUAUUUUGAUAUUACAUGUAGCGACAUUUUAGGCCUGUUUUGCUGUACACACAUCAUGUACAGCACAGCAUAUUCAUCUUUAAGACUCAAAAUACACACAUGAAUAAUGCAAAUAAUUUCUAAGUAACUGUUCAAGAAACAAAAUCAGAUGUAGCACAGACUAUGAAAUGUAUCAGUUCAAACACCAGUUGUGUCCAUCACCACCCGGUGUGGUCUCUGGCACGAGCAGAACUCCAAACAGAUUGUAGAGUUGCUUAUGCGUUAACUCUGUGGCUGAGACAGCUGACUUAAUGAUCAGUAACCACAUUAAAUCUGAAAUUUGCUUCUCCCUUCA